Molecule: messenger RNA, 675 nt
Organism: Trichoderma citrinoviride
Lineage: Eukaryota; Fungi; Ascomycota; Sordariomycetes; Hypocreales; Hypocreaceae
Exons: 1
Coding region: 1-675 (224 amino acids)
Source: RefSeq, a predicted model, not a curated record
AUGCGACACUCUGCGCAAAAGCGGCGGCUGCGGCUGCGGCCUUGGUCGUGUGCCAUCAUCAUCUUCUGCGGCCUCUCCCUCCUGGCCUGUGCACUUCCUACAACGUCUGUUUCUGCUUCUUCACGAUUACUGUCUUCAGCAUCUGCGGCGUCGACAUUGGCAUUUGCAGCAUCUACAGCGUCUGCAGCACCUCCCAUUAGCAUCAGCGCAAACUCCCGCAGACCCUCACCAGCUCCAGCUCCAGCUCCAGCUCCAGCGCCGUCGCCGGGCCACGGCAGCGAGUCCGAAACCCCACAGGCGACCGAAACCAGCACCGAAGGCGCCGCUUCAGCGACUCGCGCAGCACAACAGCAGCAGCAACAGCAGCAUCACCCCCUUCCUCUCGAGCUCCAGCAUUUGGCCGUCGAGGGGCAAGCAUCUCCAGCCUCGGAGCCUCUCUCCAUCCCGCCCUACAAGCCCAUCGUGACGCCGCCGCCGGACCAGGACGCGCAGCUGGCCGAGAUGGGCUACAGCAUGACGACGUUUUACACCUGCGACACGGUGGGUGGACAGGAACACUGCGGGUGGCAUGUACCGGUGCUCAAGGCGGAUGCGCCGACGAGGAGGACGGAUGUGCGGGUUGUCCUGGCGGUGGUGAGCUGUUUGGCCGGGAUUCUGGCCUGGGGGUUGGUUUGA